AUGGAUACAACUCUCGAAUCGUCUCAAAGUCCUUUGGAUAAAGCUAUGAUUGAUGGUGGAAUUGUAAACAACUCACCCGCCACCUCAACCUAUCACGAAAUGCAGGUCGUUACUCCCGCCGCAAGUUCUGUUUCGAUUCAAAGUUCUUCGGACGAAGGAAAGACUAGCGGCAAAACUAUCACAACUCCGCCCGAGACCCCUUUCUCUGGCAAUACCGAGUCAAAUACUAGAAAAUCGGCUCCUUCCUUAUCGGCAUCAUCGUCCCCCACAUCUAGUUGCAACACUCCUGUGUUGCCAUACUCAUUCGAUUUUCUUGACAGCAUAGCAGCCGUAGAUUCAUACGCCGCGGCACCGCAUCCACGGACAUACACUCACCAGCUUCCGACUUCUAGCAUUCGCACUCCAAUUGCUAGGAAAUGUGGAAGAUGCGUCACAGGCUCUGAAUUCAAGACUUGUAGUCAGAGUGUGUGUGAUGACUGCAUAAAGAAUGGUCAUGGAAGCGCCACUGAUGUAUCAAUCUUUCGUGCCCGCUUGCUGGAGGAAUAUGACCAAUUUCCAUUUUCCAUAAUGGUCAAUGCUACAACUAAAAAUCCGGCAACUGGCAAUGCUGUCAUCGGUGACGAUAGCGAAGCUACAAGUAGUUACGAUAGUGAUGCUACAAUCUCUAUCGCGAGUGAUUAUUAA
Botrytis fragariae is the source of this 684-nucleotide messenger RNA. RefSeq lists its product as uncharacterized. The transcript has a single exon. The record is from RefSeq and is a predicted model, not a curated record. Bases 1 to 684 code for a protein of 227 amino acids. Lineage: Eukaryota; Fungi; Ascomycota; Leotiomycetes; Helotiales; Sclerotiniaceae.